AGAAAAUAAAAUACCACCCAUUGUGUGUUUUUCUGUGACAUUAGAGAGCUGUCAAUGUGAGCAGUAUAUUUUACAGUUGUUUAAAAAACUGCUGAGAAGGGCGGUUUCAGAGGUAACUAGGUAAACGGAAGUAGAAACGGUAGAUUAGUUGACCUAAACAUGGCGCCUUUGCUGGAUCACAAAAUUGGCGACGCUAUGUUAUCUUCUUUACCUUGGCGAUCAAAAUCUAAUCUCUUGACAUGUUCACUCGUUUUGCUUAUUUACCUGACGUCGCAUCCAUCCUUGGCCAAACCGAGCAGCCUCAAAGAGAUCACGGACGGAAACUGGGAAGACAUCUUGGCAGGGGAAUGGAUGAUUGAAUUUUUUGCCCCGUGGUGCCCGGCGUGCCAACAGCUCCAGCCCGUGUGGAAUGAGUUUGCCGACUGGGGUGAGGACAUGGGCGUCAACAUAGCGAAGGUGGACGUUACUGAACAGCCUGGUUUGAGCGGGCGAUUCAUCAUCACUUCACUUCCGACCAUCUACCACUGUAAGGAUGGUGUGUUCAGGAGGUACCAGGGGGCUCGCACCAAAGAUGACUUGCUAAGCUUUAUUGAUGAGAAGAAAUGGCAGGGCAUUGAGCCCGUGUCUUCCUGGUUUGGACCAUCUUCCUUCAUGAUGAACACAAUGUCCGCUCUCUUCAAGCUGUCAAUGUUCAUUCGGCGUUGCCAUAACUACCUGAUAGAGCAUUUGGGGAUUCCAGUGUGGGGCUCAUAUGUCAUCUUUGGACUGGCCACUCUCUUCUCUGGCCUAGUCCUGGGACUGAUACUGGUGUUCAUUGCAGAUUUUGUCUUCCCAUCACGACGAUUUAACUCCCCAAACUACUACCAGAAGAAACAGACAAUGGAACAAGCCAGGCUGAUUCAGCAGCUGGAGGAGGAGCAGGAGGCGGACGGAGAAGAGGAUGAUGAGGACGAUGAAGAUGGAGAACAGGACGAUGUCUGGAGGAGGAGGAGAGCGUCUCCCGAGGGGCGUCCAGAGGAGGUGCUGCGAAAAAGGGUGGUGGGCAACCGCGAGGACCAGGAUGAGGACUCCUAGAGGCCUGGAGGGGAACUGAAGAUGCCCCUUCAAACAGCGAGGAAGGGGAGGGGGCCUAAGCUCAUUUUUAUAAAGUGCCUCAGAAUAGGAGUUCUGAUCUAGGAUUUUUAGAUCAUGAUAACUAAGAUGACAUGGACAGGUAGAACUGAUCCCAGAUCAGCACUCCCAUUCUGCGGUGCUUUAUGAACACGGGACCUGGUCCUGAGCAGCAGUAGAGUUUACAGCUUACAGAGCCAUAGCAACACGCUGGCAACGCCUCGGCGACGCCUUGCUUCUUCUCCCUUCAGCUUCAGCAGGAGUGCCCCGUAUUCUGACCGCUCUGCUCUCACCACCAGCACCCUCCCCUGGACUGGAGGUGCUACUGCACACGCCCAACAGCAUUAUCAUGUUCUUUAGGCAUCAAAUGAAGGUAAACAGACUGGAACAGGAAGGGUUUUAUCCAUGUCCAAUAUGAAAUUCUCCUUUUUCAUUCUCCGUUGGUAAACAU
Molecule: messenger RNA, 1561 nt
Organism: Oncorhynchus kisutch (coho salmon)
Lineage: Eukaryota; Metazoa; Chordata; Actinopteri; Salmoniformes; Salmonidae
Product: thioredoxin-related transmembrane protein 1-like
Exons: 8
Coding region: 160-1074 (304 amino acids)
Cellular component (GO): endomembrane system
Molecular function (GO): disulfide oxidoreductase activity
Source: RefSeq, a predicted model, not a curated record